Messenger RNA from Mercenaria mercenaria, 4675 nucleotides. RefSeq lists its product as uncharacterized. Lineage: Eukaryota; Metazoa; Mollusca; Bivalvia; Venerida; Veneridae. The record is from RefSeq and is a predicted model, not a curated record. Gene Ontology annotation, molecular function: riboflavin reductase (NADPH) activity; FMN binding. The transcript has 10 exons. Bases 99 to 1154 code for a protein of 351 amino acids.
UCACCAAACGCUUUUUGUAUUGAUUUUAAAAGCGUUUAGCAGACCAUAAAAUGAUGAAUGUCAUUUUUUGAGAUUUUUUGAUAGUUUUCCUGAAUAAAAUGUUUUCUCGAAUUCUCCAACAGUCUUUGAAGACUGGAGCCCCGUUACAGCUGUUGGAAUCCCUGACAGUGCCAUCCACAUGCAGCUUGUGUCGUUUUAUGAGCUCUACAGUUGAAGAAAUUUUAAACAGAACAGACAGAUUGCAUCACCAAGCAGAGGACUGUGAUACAAGAAAAACAUAUAAAACAAUCAUGCAAAAUGUCCCACAGCCAGUUGUUGUUGUGACAUCAGGGUAUCAUGAAGAUGGUGUGUGGCACAAGCGAGGAAUGACUUGUACAUCUUUCACUAGUGUUUCAUUCUCUCCACCAAUUGUAUCUAUAUGUCUAAAAAUUCCAAGUAAAUUUCAUGAUAUUGUAAACAGAACAAAACAUUUUGCCAUCCACACACUGGCUAACCACCAGGUGAGCUAUGGGAUGACAUUUGCCCAGUCUAUACCAGGUGUAAACCAGUUUGAACAAAUAGCGCACCACGACAGUGAACAUGUUCCGGGUGUUCCUGUACUUCUAGGAUGCUGUGCAGUUAUGGAGUGUAGGGCAGACUCUGUACACGCUAUAGGUGACCAUAAUGUAUGGUACGGACACAUAUAUGAUGCACAUAUAGAUGAUAAUGUGUCACAUCCAAUGUUAUAUCAAUCAAGGUCAUUUCGAUCAGUUGGAGAUGAGAUUUUUAUACAGUCAUUUGAAGAUGCCACACUUCCUUUUGAGAACUGGACUCACGAGGCUCAUAUAAGAAUGGCCUGGAACUAUAUUACAGAAAAUGGACGGGACAAAGCUAUUCCAAUGAUAAGGGAUGGAAUUCAACAUUACAACGAGAUUCACAAAGAUCAGAUCAAGACGGGUUACCAUGAGACUAUAACAAUGUUCUACAGUUUUGUUAUUGCCGAUGCUAUAGAGAACACAAAAGAUGCACCAACGUUUGAAUCAUUUCUAAAGGCAAAUGGACAUUUAUUAGACAGGAGCCUUAUGUACAAAUAUUACAGCAGGGAAAGAUUUGGUGAUCCUGAUGCAAAACAAAAGUUUGUGUUACCAGAUAAGCAGGUGUUACCAGGAAUGUGAAAUGGUCGUAUUAAAUAUUAAACAGGCUGUGACAGAACACUUUUCCAAACUCUAUACAGGACCAUGUUUAAAUAAAUAUUGAGUGAAUGAUGUUACAAUUAGAGAUAAUGGAGAAUUGAUACCUUUUGCUGGAUGAAGUAUAUUUUCAGCAGUAAAUUGACAAGUAUUACAUUUAGAGGAAGAUAUAAAUCAGAAUGAUCAGUAUUUGUUAAGUAAUUACAGUGAAUACGGUAUUUUUCAUGAAAUACAAUGUAUUCUUCUUGGAAUUUAAAACUCAAAUUGAUGCAUUGAAGUCUGUUUUAUGAUUGUUAAGGUUUAUUUUCUGUAUCAUAUAUGAGCCGUGCCAUGAGAAAACCAACAUAGUGGGUAUGCGACCAGCAAGGAUCCAGACCAGCCUGCGCAUCCGCGCAGUCUGGUCAGGAUCCAUGCUGUUCGCUUUCAAAGCCUAUUACAAUUAGAGAAACCGUUAGCGAACAGCAUGGAUCCUGACCAGACUGCGCGGAUGCGCAGGCUGGUCUGGAUCCUUGCUGGUCGCAUACCCACUAUGUUGGUUUUCCCAUGGCACGGCUCAAUUAUAAGCCUGAUGUUGUGUGUGUUACAGUAUUCCUGGAUUAGAAAGAAUAAGGAUUCAUGAGAAAAAAUGGUUAUUUUCAAGGAGGCAGAGAUAGAGUAUGAUAGAAAGCCAGGUUUCCUUGAAGCCAUGAUACAAAUAUAUAUUAUUCAAACAUACUGCAUUUUCUCUUUUAUGAUUAUUAGCACACUGAGAUAAUCUUUAACUGAGGCAAAAUCUAUAUUGUAAAUAAUAAGUUUUAAUAGAAUGUCCACUCUGAAAGGUGAACAUAGACCUAUACAUCUAAAGCACAUUGAUUUUGUAAUCUUAAUGUAAUUAAUUACAUUUAAAACCAAAGUAAUUGUAAUGUAAAUGACAUUACGCUUUAAUCGUGCUUAGGUCUGGUUUGUAUAAGUAUUAUGUGUAAAUGGUUAUUGUUGUCAUGCUUUAUUUGGAUUAUACAUUGUCUUGGUGCAGAUUCAAUUUAAAAAGGGGCUUAAGAAGUGCAUUUGUAAAUUGUGCUACUAGUAUAGCUUCAAUUUUAAACCUCUUUAUUUUUACUUGCCAUGUUUGAAUAUUACAACUUACCAGUACUAUUUUUAGUUAUGAUAUGCCUCAUCUUUUCUUUGUUUUGCUAAAUGCCCGAGAUGCUUUUUAUUUUAUUUGAAUUGCCUUAUUAAACCACAAGAAUGCAUUGUUUAUUUUUCAUGCUUACUUGCUCAUUAAAUCAUGGUGAUAAAAAUCAUGCGGAACUUCAUUCAUUGGAGUGGUAACAACUUACAAGUCAGACAUUAUUUGGCUGUUUGUUGUAAUGUUUUAUCACUGGUCAGUGUGUUAAUUAUUAAUCCCCCGCCGUGGCGGAGGGAUUAUAGGAAUGGUCUCCGUCCGUCCUUCCGUCCGUCCUUCCGUCCGUCCGUUCGUCCGUCCUUCCGUCCGUCCUUCCGUCCGUAACAAAAUCGUGUCCGGUCCAUAUCUCCUAAACCCCUUGAAGGAUUUUCAUGAAACUUGGGUCAAAUGAUCACCUCAUAAAGACGAUGUGCAGAACCCAUGAGUCAGCCUUGUCGGUUCAAGGUCAAGGUCACAACUCAAGGUCAAAGGUUUGAGCCUGCCAUUUUGUGUCCGCUCUAUAUCUCCUAAACCCCUUGAAGGAAUUUUAUAAAACUUGGGUCAAAUGAUCACCUCAUCAAGACGAUGUGCAGAACCCAUGAGUCAGCCAUGCCGGCUCAAGGUCAAGGUCACAACUCAAGGUUAAAGGUUUGAGCCUGCCAUUUUGUGUCCGCUCUAUAUCUCCUAAACCCCUUGAAGGAAUUUUAUAAAACUUGGGUCAAAUGAUCACCUCAUCAAGACGAUGUGCAGAACCCAUGAGUCAGCCAUGCUGUCUCAAGGUCAGGGUCACAACUCAAGGUUAAAGGUUUGAGCCUUCCAUUUUGUGCAGCUCUAUAUCUCUUAAACCCCUUGAAGGAAUUUUAUAAAACUUGGGUCAAAUGAUCACCUCAUCAAGACGAUGUGCAGAACCCAUGAGUCAGUCAUGCCGGCUCAAGGUCAAGGUCACAACUUAGGGUCAAAGGUUUGAACCUUCCAUUUUGUGUCUGCUCUAUAUCUCUUAAACCCCUUGAAGGAUUUUCAUCAAACUUGGGUCAAACGAUCACCUCAUCAAGGCGAUGUGCAGAACUUAUGAGUCAGCCAUGUCGGCUCAAGGUCAAGGUCACAACUUAGGGUCAAAGGUUUGAGCCUUCAAUUUCGUGUCCGCUAUAUAUCUCCUAAACCCCUUGAAGGAAUUUUAUAAAACUUGGGUCAAAUGAUUACCUCAUCAGAACGAUUUGCAGAAAUUAUGAGUCAACCAUGCCAGGUCAAGGUCAAGGUCACAACUAAGGGUCGAAGGUUUGAGCCUUCCAUUUGGUGUCCACUCUGUAUCUCCUUAACCCCUUGAAGGAUUUUCAUCAAACUUGGGUCAAAUGAUCACCUCAUCAAGAACUCAUGAGUCAGCCAUGUCAACUCAAGGUCAAGGUCACAACUGAAGGUCAAAGGUUUCAGCUCUGUAUCUUCUAAACCCCUUGAAGGAUUUUCAUGAAACUUUGGUCAAAUGAUCACCUCAUCAAGACGUUGUGCAGAAUUCAUGAGUCAGCCAUGUCAGUUCAAGGUCAAGGUCACAGCUAAAAUCAAAGGUUUUACCCUUUCACUAUCCAUAGCAGUGGCGGGGGAUUUAGCUGUCUUUCAGACUGCCUUGUUGAUUACAGGUUAUACAAUGAUUGACUUCCUUCUUUGUUUUUCUGACGAAUACAUCAAGCUGUGUCAAAAUUAAGUUUCAUACAUAUCUUGUUAUAUUUUAUGAUGUUUAAAAGCAUAUCUUGUUAGUUUUGUAGUUGGAGCACAACACUGUUUACCAGGAUUUGUUUUAUUCAAUUCUUGGACCAUGUGAAUAUUCUUAUUUUUGGGCCUCUGUGGCCGAGUGCUUAUGGUCGCUGCCCCGCACUGCUAUGGGUUCAAAACAUUGUUUGAAGCGUACAAUUCUUUCAUGUAUGAAAGGCUGCUAGUUGUACCCAGGUGUCUGCUUGUGAUGAAAUAUGUUAUUUAACCCAUGCCUUGCUAAAUUUCUAUAAUAAACUUGUCCAUCUUUCAAUUUGGACAGCACCAUUAUCUGUUAAAAGGGGUGCAUACCAAAAAGAUACUGACUGAAUGGCGAACAGUGCAGGUCAUGAUCAGACUACACAGAUGUGCAGACUGAUCAUGACCUGCACUGGUCGCAAAGGCAGAAUUAGUCAUGUCCAGCAUUAUAAGGGUAUAGUGCUAGUUAGAUAAUCAAUCCUUUUGAAUUUUACCUCACAGAAGAGAAAUCUUUGACUGAUUUUUAUGGAAGCAUUUGAGUUAAAGUGCUAACUUUAUUGCAUUUUAUAUUAAUGUCUGUCUAUACUGAUGGUUUAUAUUCUACCUCAUUAUUUUAUCAUUCGAAAUAAAGGACAAAUAAAUCCUG